AUGUCCCUUCCCGACUACAACGCGUCACCGUACGGCAACGUGCUACUCUUCGACUCAUAUGAGAGGCCUCAGCCAGCCAAGAAGACGGCGAAGACGACUGAGGAUGACUUGAAGCCUGUUGUUCCUCCAGCUCGUCGGGCGAUGCACACAUGGAUGGUGACGCAGAUGCGUGUGCCGGACGAGACCACUUUGAUGAAGCAAGUGCCAGCGUCCCUCGCCUCGAGCGCCUUGUCGCCAGCGGCGCUGAAGGAGAUGCUGAUCCCUGCUCUGAAGCUCGGCGGUGCCCCGGCAGACUCUCCUGCCGGAGCGCAGGAGCGAGUGACGCACGACUCGCCACGGCGAUCAUCCCCCGAGACGGUGGGUGCGCCGAUUGGCAAUGCCGCCGUACCACGGUGUACCAAUCCCGAGUAUACGCUGCAACCCAGCCUCACUGAGCUGGCCACCUACACUCCCGAGGAACUCCGCCGCGUCUCGCGCUUCACUGUGAGCCGCCGCGAUGGCUCGUGUGAGGUGCGCUUUCUGGAGCCGGUGAAUCUGGUGCGCGUGGACGUCGCCGCGAUGGUGUACCUUGGCAGUGACGGACACGUUGCACUGUACCCUGACGGCGAUACCCCACCCUUGUCGAGCGGGUUGAAUGUGCGAGCCGAGGUACGGGUGCGCGAUCCUACAGGGGGGGUCACAGAAGACAUCAUCCGCUACUGCGCGGAAGCACGUGCCCACUUCGUGGGUCACCGGCAGGGAUGGUGUGUCUAUCGUCUGAACGACAGCCGCGCCGGCCACACCGCGUCGCGUGCGACUCUUGGGCAGGAAACGAGCGACGUCGCCCCGCUCUCCAUCAUCCAUGAUGAGGACGAGCACUCGCACAACUUGGACUAUUCGUGCAACGACAGCGAGGAGGAAGACGCGGUCGAUAUGCGUGCAGCCGAGCAGCCGCAGGAGGUCACUGAUCAUGGAGACGCACUGCAGAUUACCAAUGCUGAGGUUCGCAGGUACGAGGUGCCACCGCCGCCAGCGUCGCGAAGGCCAGUGGUGGAGCGGCGCCUCGCGUCGGCUGCGACUGCCGACUUUGAAUUGCCCUACGUCCUGCCGGACAUGACCCCGAAAAGCAAGUGUGAGCCGUUCUCGGUGAAGUUGGGGACAACGCGCCGCACGGCUGAACCCCGCGUGUACUACGUGUGCGCGCAGGAGUCGAUCAUUCAGCGCACCUACGUCAACUACCCACCGCUGCUGCAGCCCUCGGAGCGGACAAUUCGUGGCAUGUUGGCGAGGAGCGUUCGCGCCGACUGGAGCAAUACCGGCAGCGUUGCGUUUCCAUCACACGCGGAGUUGCGCGACGGGGCGGAGGCGGCUGGUGCGGUACCGGAAGUGGUGGGCGCCUGCGCCGUUGCGGCCAGCCCGUUUUACUGGCAGAAGCCAGCCCGUAAAGUGCUCACCCAGUGUGCUGUGGCACUGCUUCGGCUGUUUCUGCAGCACACCGACGUGGCGGAAGACGUGGCGUGUCCGCUGGCUUCCAUCCAUCUCCACCGCGCCAAGAGCCACAACACGCUCUCGGCGGAGAAGCUGAAGAUAGCAACCAGCGUCAUUGAAAGCGUAAUCUCGGCUGCUGGCGAGGCGUCUCUCUCUCGCGUAGAGGUAUUCUCCACGCGGCAGACCUGCACCAUCCUCUCCCUCCUCUCUGCUCUCUAUGGGCUGCCUGAGGCGGACACGGCCGUCCCCAACGCCAUGGAGGAGGCGCGGUACCUCACCCAGCUGCGCCAUCGCAAUCUGGCGGGCUGGCUGAAAACGGAGCUCGCCGUCCUUCUCGACAACUCCACUACGCGUGCGGCGAAGUUGUCUCCCGCAGAGGAGCUGGUUCAGGCGAUUCUGUGUCAUAGGCUUCGCGAGGCGCGCACCUCCGCCCGGUCGGUCGCGAACGAGGAGCUGGCGAGGGUGGUGCGCGUGUGCGGCGAGGGCAACCAGUUUGGCGGUUACGUCGAGAUGGCGAGGAGCGGGUUUAGAAACGGUGAGGAGGUGCGGCAGCGUGUUGUAAGCCUCCUCUCGGGCAAGGUGGAGCCCUUCAUCCGCGACGAGGAGUACACAGGCCUGCAUGAUGAGGCCAUCGAGGUGCGUGCGGCACCAACAGCAGCCACGUGGAAGCAGCUGUUGGGUAUUUUCACUUUCUACGGCUGUGUCUCUGACACGCCAGCCGAGGACAUUAUUCACGCUUUUCUCGAGCGCCUGCGCGCUCCGUCGUCACGCAAGCUCAAUCCUCUGCCUCCGUACGCCGAGCGCGUUGACACCGCCGUGCUGCGGACGUGCCGUGGGAAAGAUGUUGUGCGGCGCGGCAACACCUUCCAAGAUGCUGCGUUGCUCGUUUUGGAAGGAUUCGCCAACGGGUCGGCGCCACCCGCCGCUUGUCUGCACCCCCACGCUUCAAGCUACUCUGGCACCGAUUAUCUCACGGCGUUCGUGAUCGUGACUGCGAUUCGUGCCGUCCAACUUCCGAGAGACCAAGCUUACAGAGAUGCGGAGCUGUCGGUUCUUCUCGGCAUGACAGCGGAACUCGAAUGCAACGAUGAGACGUGGUUCUGGGGCCUCCUUCCUCUGCACAUGAUCGAGUCGCCCACCAACCGUCUCGACGCCGUGCGCGCAUUCUGCAAGCGCAACGCCAUGCGUGCCAGUGCUCAGAAGCAGCUUGGCGAGGCUCAGCCGGAUUACAAUAGAUUGAUGUGUUUGAUGCAUGUGAACGAGGGCUGGCUAGAGCCGGCUGUCGCUCCUCCGGAGGAGGAGAGGUGUGUCGCAGAGAACAUGCCGAGUGUAAGGACGCAUGCCGCCCUGGAAAAGGCCCUGGCGAAGUUGGCGAUUCAGGCGUGGUAA
Molecule: messenger RNA, 2856 nt
Organism: Leishmania braziliensis MHOM/BR/75/M2904
Lineage: Eukaryota; Euglenozoa; Kinetoplastea; Trypanosomatida; Trypanosomatidae
Product: putative nucleoporin
Exons: 1
Coding region: 1-2856 (951 amino acids)
Biological process (GO): protein import into nucleus; post-transcriptional tethering of RNA polymerase II gene DNA at nuclear periphery; RNA export from nucleus
Cellular component (GO): nuclear pore; nuclear pore cytoplasmic filaments
Molecular function (GO): structural constituent of nuclear pore
Source: RefSeq, a predicted model, not a curated record